Messenger RNA from Kluyveromyces marxianus DMKU3-1042, 813 nucleotides. RefSeq names its product carboxymethylenebutenolidase. NCBI's taxonomy places the organism in Eukaryota, Fungi, Ascomycota, Saccharomycetes, Saccharomycetales, Saccharomycetaceae. The coding region runs from base 1 to 813 and encodes 270 amino acids. Gene Ontology annotation, molecular function: hydrolase activity. The transcript has a single exon. The record is from RefSeq and is a predicted model, not a curated record.
AUGCUUAUUAAACAAUCCUUCAAAGAUCUUGCCACAUCUUUCGACUCCACAAUUAGAAUCCACGUUGUAGAGCCAACGGUUAAGGGCUACCCAAACGCCAAAUUUCCAGCAGUGUUAGUCUUUUCGGAAAUUUACCAGGUUACUGGCCCAGUGUUGAGAUUCGCACAAACCAUUGCAGCCCAGGGAUACAUUGCCGUGCUUCCUUCCUCUUACCAUAACUUUAUUGACUCCACACCGCUAGCCUAUGAUGUGGAAGGCACUGAUUUGGGGAACGAAUUGAAGAUCACUAAACCCUUGGAAUCAUACGACGAAGAUGUAACAUUGUCCCUAAAAGUUUUGGAAGAUAUGCCUAACUGGAACGGUAGGGUCGGGGCCACCGGUAUGUGCCUCGGUGGCCAUUUGGCAUUUAGAGCUCAAUUGGAUCCAAGAAUCAAGGCUACCACUUGUUUCUUCCCAACUGACAUCCAUUCACAUUCGCUAGGAAAGGGUAAAAAUGAUGAUACUUUGGAGAAAGUAACCGCCAAUUGGCAGAAUGACCAAGAAUGUAUACUAAUCUUUGGUACAAAGGACACCCAUGUUCCAUGGGAGGGUAGAGACCAGAUCAGAAAAGCGGUGAAGGAUAAGCCAGUCACAUUUUUGGAAAUUAACGGUGCCCAACACGCCUUCAUCAGAGAUGAAUUCAGCAAAGGUAGAUAUGAUGCUACCAUCACGAAAGCAUGUCUCGGAUUUAUGUUUGAACAAUUCGAUAGGAAGCUAAAGAGCGAAUUGGGCGACUUCGUUGAUGACAAUGCCCCAAUUGAACAUGUUUGUUAG